This is a messenger RNA of Spizellomyces punctatus DAOM BR117, 1173 nucleotides long. RefSeq lists its product as uncharacterized. The record is from RefSeq and is a predicted model, not a curated record. The coding region runs from base 143 to 994 and encodes 283 amino acids. Gene Ontology annotation, biological process: regulation of membrane lipid distribution; phospholipid homeostasis; membrane assembly. The transcript has 2 exons. Gene Ontology annotation, cellular component: plasma membrane. NCBI's taxonomy places the organism in Eukaryota, Fungi, Chytridiomycota, Chytridiomycetes, Spizellomycetales, Spizellomycetaceae.
GCUCUUGAGCGUUUUUCCGCAGGCUUUUUGGGACGGAAAACGCAGUCGCAAAAGCAGAUCCAUAUUUCAAACGGAGGGAGAGCUCUACCAACCGGCUUAUAAACAUUCACCUCUAUCGACCCAAGCUCAUAAAGCCCUCCAGAUGGUGUUCGCUGAAGCGUCCUGCUCUCAGACAGGUUGGCUCUACGCUCUCACCUCUGCCACGAGUUUCUACCUUCUUCGCACCCUCCUUGUUCCCGCGAUAUUCGCCCGGGUUUGGCCAGAAUGGACUCUAAAGCGACGGAAUAUGUUUGCCAAUCAUUUCGUGUCCUGCUUGCACGCGAUGACAUGCAGUAUUUUGGUGGUUGGCACCUUUUUCUCUUAUCCUGCCUUACUGAGCGACUUGCAGGGACUCCAUGUUGAUGCAUAUGCAAUGGAAUUUGCGAGAGGUGUUUUGGCCUUUUCGUCGGGGUAUUUUAUCGGAGAUUGUCUUGAUAUGGCGAUAAAUCGAGUUUAUGCAGGAAAUUUUGGAGUUUGGGCACAUCACAUUGUGACAAUUUUCUGCUACACCUCGGCGCUUCACAACUGCCUCCUGUACCCAUAUCUCAUCUUCACCCUCCUCGUCGAGCUCAACAGCAUCUUCAUCCACCAACGCAAACUCCUACUCUUGUAUUUCGUGUCAGUACCUCAAAUGCCCUCCUUCUACCGCACAAUAUACAAGCAUGCGACUACUCUCCUCUUACUGAGCUUUCCUCCAACCCGCAUUGUGGCGAACUUUUAUCUGACAUAUCGUUUAUUUGCUGAUCGGGGGACAUGGGUGGCGCCUGCAUGGACAUGGUGGGUUGCCACAUGCGGCAUGAUACUGGUCGACUAUUAUAAUAUAGUCUUGUGGGGACAGGUGAAGAAGAGUGUAACGAGAGAUAAUAGAGCGAAAGCAGAAGAAGGAGACCAUAAGAAUACUAAGCAAGAUAAAGGGGAUUGGAAGGGGCAACAAGGGAGCGAGUUUUUGGAUUAGACGAUUUUAUUCAAAGGUUUUUGACUGUAACAGACAUUGGUUAUUGGGGAAAUUUGGAUCGCCGGGACAAAUUGUGCAGGAUCUUCGUAGAUGUACUCUGUUGUUUUUCACUAUUGAAAUUAGAGCUAGCCUCUGUGUAUUUAUAGAUAUUAUUAUAUGAAUGAAAUGAUAGCCGUGGA